CAACCGUGUAUUAUGUUACAAGGCGCAAAACGACCUGCGGUGAUACCCUCCUAGAUGCAUUCGAUUCGCUCUAACUCGGGGGAGGGGGCUGAAGAUCAGCCAACAACCCCCACGUCGCUUCACACCUUUUCCCAGGGCCUCAGAUUCUCAUCCAACUUUUUAUCGUACGAAAGUUCUCUCGGCCCGCAGUUGCAUUCCGCCCCGAAAGUGCCCCCGGGUUGUUAGUUAGUCCACUCCACUCCACUCCACUCCAGGAGAAUAAUAAUCCCGAUCGCCCCCAAAUCUCCUGCCUGUGAAAUCAGAUCGAUUCCGGGCUACAUGUAUGAGCAUGCCCAACAGGGAGUUCGUAUCAAGCAGUGAGUGAGUCCCAGAAUCAGCUGACUUCGAAACAGCACCUGCCGAGCAUGAAGAUAACCAAUGUGACCAGCCCUGAGACCUGUACGAUGGUACUCGAGAAAAGCAACACCUUGCAGCUUGGCGAGGGUGGCGAAGAAGAGAGCAACGGUGGCUGCCACGGAAUGAAGCUGCUGCAAGCGAACGACGUGCAGUGGAGGCCUCCGAAUCAACAAUUCGAGCACCGUGCAACCCCUACCGCACAGAGCGUGCUUGAAGAGGAGGACGACGAUGGCAGGGGCACACUGAGCCCUGCGUGGGCGGCCCAACCAUGGAGAAUCCCCGCCGCCGUGAGCAAUCUUCUGGUGAAGCUUCGGUCCAAAGACGCCCCCCAUUCAUUGGGCCUGAGAGAGCUUCAAAGUCCUGGAUUCGGCGCCCUCUUCGGAGGCGCAGAUCAGAAGUGGAUGAAUUUGUCGGCGGAAGUGAUUGCCACGAUCAGGAUGAUGCUCGUCGAAGCCAUCGGCGAGUGUCAGACUUUGCGGGCCCUCGAUCUUGGAAACUCGCACAAGCUGCCCCGGUUCCACCUGGCUCUGGGCGAGCUGGAAAAUCUCCUGGAGCGCUUGGAGUCGAGCGAGGUUUUGGUGGAGCUGAUUCUGGACGGGAACGAGAUUUUGGAAACAGAGGACGGGUCCAAGAGCCUGGCCAGAUUUUUGAGGAACAAUUCCAGCCUCGAAACCCUCCACAUCGUCGACAGUGCCUUGAAUCCUCUCAUCGUCGACUCGUUGGUCGCGCACGGCCAUCCGUCGCUCAAGAACUUGCGCCUCUACCUCAACCCGAUCGAAGAUGGAGUCUUCGACACGGUCAGCUCGAUUCUUCGAGCUUGCCCCAAACUCCAGGCGAUGCCGGGCGCCGAAUGGAGAUGCGACGAUGCCGGAGAUGCAGCGAGAUGGGCCGGAGUUCUAUCCGAGCAUGAGUCUUUCAAAGAGGUGGAAAUUGCCGGUCCCGUCGAAGCUCUUGCUGCAUUCCUGCGCCGAGUGUUGGAUUCCAGCUGCCUCCUUUGUUCGAAGAAAAGCCUCAGCAAGUUGAAGAUGAUGGCGCUCGACGAUCUGCACAGGCGCAUGCCCGAGAGAAUCGUCUCGCUGACAGUAGCCGCGAAUAGAAACCUGGAGAAAGUCGAUCUGGUGGGAGUGUCUCUCGGCAGCGGAGAGUGGCAGCAGAUUUUCAGGACUCUCAAACGGAAUGGAGUCGUCAGAAACCUUCAGCUCGAGGACAUGCGAGACGGAUUCGACUCCGAGGCUUGGAGAGAGCUGGGCUCACUGGUGGAAUCCUCUUCGAAGCUCCAAGUGCUCAAGAUUCACGACUCCAGGUCCAACCUCUCCGAUGCUGCAUCCCGUCCCUGCGUGCAACACUUAUUCUCAGCUCUGCAGAUCAACCGGAGCGUGAAGAAGAUCAAGCUCCUCCUGUUCGGCCACGAGAUCGACCACGAGGGGGUGUCGGCUCUGGCGAAAUCCCUCGAGACGAACCACGUCCUGGAACAACUGGCUCUGGAGGGAUGCGUCAUUUCGAACAUGGAGGUCCUAUUCCGCUCGCUGCGUCACAACACCAAACUCGAAAAACUCGGACUCCACAGCUGCAGGGGAUUGAACGACGAAGCUUACCAAGAGCUCCUUGGCGCCCUGCGGAUCAAUCAGUCCAUCCGAGAGAUCGAGCUCAGCUACACCUGGUGGGCGACCCCGGAGAAGAAGGUGGGCAAAUGGGCCAUCGUUUGCGAGGCCAUGCGAGUGAGCGAGCGCAAAGAAUUGUGGGGACCGCAGGCCUUCGAACAAAUGAAUGAAAUUCUGUGAUGAAGUGCUCCUGCUGUUUCUUCUUAUGGAACGGCCCAAAACGAUGACAGUCUCUGGGUCCUUCGGAAGAGGUGAUUCGUCCCAAGGUUGCAGAUUUGCUCAUUGCGCGUGCCAGGAGGGUUGUCGGGAGGGCUUGGUUGGGAUCUGUUUCCCACCUUGAACACUUUCAUGCCCGGACGUGAGUACGCGAGUGAUCGAUCUACUUGUAAGUGUGGAGGUUUAUCGCUGUCAAUGAACUAUUCCUGGGGAGUAGUUCGUCGGACCGGAUUCGUGAGACGAUUCGCUGAAGCAGGGCACCACAACUCACGACGGCGGUCUGUCUGUUGCCCAUAUACCCUCGGGCAUAUACCCUUUUCAGCUGCAGAGUGAGCUCGAGAAGCUUUCCGCAGUAUCUGAUCAGAUCGCGUUGGCUUUCCAGUUCGCUUUCAUGCAAAGAAAUCCAUUUUCUGCGCCAUUAGUGCAGCGAUCCUGCUAAGCGGCGGAGUGAUGGAGGCAUGGAUGGAUGUCUUCGAGAGCAGCUAGUUGCAAUUUGGAGGUGUCCUGUGACACUGAGUUGCAACUAUGGAAGCUAUGAAGAAGAUGAAAAUCAGGCUGAUGGGGAUCAGAUAGAGGAGAUGAUCCCGAAACUGAAAGCGUGUGUACGCCGUAUAUUGCCCUCUUGUCUUGUCGUCCCUUAAGUUUGGGCAGUGCCGAGCUGCUUGCGAGUGGGAACACGCACGACAAGGUGCACCAGUUCUUGCAACUAAUGUAAAUUUUGCCAGUUAGAUAGCUCUGAAGAGAGAUUUAUACAUACAAUUUCAUGUACAGCUUUUCCAAAGAAACGACACGAAAAUCUCUCUGUCUCUCUCCCUCUUGUGGCUCAAGGAGCAUCGAGGUCAUAAAUGUAUUUGCUGAUAGUAUGGCAUCAUGUUAUCGAAGUGGGACUACUCUUCGUUACCUCUUUAUAGAACAGGGUGCUAAUACGCAUGUUCAAAGAGGUCAAUAUAAAACUUGAAGCCCCAUUUCGUCCAGUUUUAG
This is a messenger RNA of Marchantia polymorpha subsp. ruderalis, 3194 nucleotides long. Lineage: Eukaryota; Viridiplantae; Streptophyta; Marchantiopsida; Marchantiales; Marchantiaceae. The record is from the annotation of a GenBank genome assembly.